Messenger RNA from Capsella rubella, 2166 nucleotides. Its product is annotated as K(+) efflux antiporter 5. The coding region runs from base 138 to 1805 and encodes 555 amino acids. NCBI's taxonomy places the organism in Eukaryota, Viridiplantae, Streptophyta, Magnoliopsida, Brassicales, Brassicaceae. The transcript has 20 exons. Gene Ontology annotation, molecular function: potassium:proton antiporter activity. Gene Ontology annotation, cellular component: membrane. Gene Ontology annotation, biological process: proton transmembrane transport; potassium ion transmembrane transport. The record is from RefSeq and is a predicted model, not a curated record.
UUUUUUCCAUUGAUUUAAUUUCAAAAUUUUGGAUCUAAGAAGGAAAAAAACAAAAACAGAAUAGAAAACAAAAAGAAGGAAUCAAUCUGAUUUCUAAAGCAAUUCGAUUCGCGGCGAUUCCCAAAUCUCUGGGAUCAAUGGCGAGAUUCGUAGUGAUUGGAUUUACGUUCUUCCUUCUACUUGGUUCGUCUUUAUCAGCGAGAUCUGAUGAAGAAACGCGGGAGCGGUUUUACGGCAACCUUGUCAACUCGACGGCGCCGGGAAACGGCGAAGGAAGUAUCGCUAAAAUGUUCGAUCGGGUUCUGGAAAAAGAGUUUUCCGAAAACGAUUCUCCUGAAGGAUCGGAUGGAGCUAGCUUUAACAGCAGUGUUGCUGAUCAACAAGCUGAAAUAGAGACUGUUGCUAAAGUAACGCAUGAGAAGGGCAAAAGGAAUGAUACACAAGAAAAUAAUGGUACGAGACCGUUUCAACUUCAAGAUGUCUUUUCCCUGGAAAAUGAAGAUUCUGAUGAUAUGACUCUUAUUGACAAAAAGAAUAAUGUUUUUGUCAUGUCAAACAAGAAAUCUAAGUAUCCGAUACUUCAAGUAGAUUUGAGACUGAUAUCAGAUUUGGUUGUCAUUAUUGUUUUUGCUGCUAUUGGUGGGAUCGUCUUCUCUUGUCUUGGACAACCGGUCAUUGUUGGAUAUCUUCUUGCGGGGUCAAUUAUUGGGCCAGGAGGACUGAAAUUCAUUAGUGAAAUGGUUCAGGUUGAAACCGUAGCUCAGUUUGGUGUUGUUUUCCUUCUUUUUGCUUUGGGCUUGGAAUUCUCAAUGACUAAGCUGAAAGUCGUUGGCCCAGUUGCUGUCCUUGGAGGGCUUCUUCAAAUUAUAUUACUCAUGUUUUUGUGUGGUGUAACUGCCUUGUUGUGUGGAGCAAGGUUGUCAGAGGGGAUUUUUGUUGGUGCCUUUUUAUCUAUGUCAUCAACUGCAGUGGUAGUGAAGUUUUUGGUAGAACGGAAUAGUACAAGUUCUCUUCAUGGUCAAGUUACAAUAGGGAUACUUAUCUUUCAGGACUGUGUUGUUGGUUUACUAUUCGCCUUGCUUCCAGUUUUGGGUGGUAACAGUGGUUUACUACAAGGAAUUAUAUCAAUGGGAAAGCUGCUCCUGAUAUUGUCCAUAUACCUAACCGUGGCAUCUUUGCUAACAUGGUCAUUUGUACCCCGCUUUCUGAAGUUAAUGAUUCAGUUGUCAUCUCAAACAAAUGAACUUUACCAAUUAGCUGCUGUGGCAUUCUGCUUGCUAUCUGCAUGGUGCAGUGACAAGCUGGGUCUUAGUCUUGAGUUGGGAUCAUUUGUGGCUGGUGUUAUGUUGUCUACGACAGAAUUUGCUCAACAUACACUAGAGCAGGUGGAACCAAUUCGUAAUUUGUUUGCCGCUCUCUUUCUAUCCAGUAUCGGGAUGCUCAUUAAUGUUCACUUUCUAUGGAACCACGUGGAUAUCCUUUUGGCGUCGGUGAUUCUAGUGAUAGUUAUUAAGACAGCAAUUGCAGCAGUAGUUGUUAAGGCUUUUAGGUACAACAUGAGGAUAUCUUUCCACGUCGGGGUAUUACUUGCUCAGAUUGGAGAAUUCGCCUUUGUGCUUCUAAGCCGAGCGUCAAACCUACACGUUAUCGAGGGGAAAAUGUAUCUCCUCCUCUUGGGCACAACAGCUCUAAGUCUGGUAACGACUCCAUUGCUGUUCAAGUUAAUACCGAGUGCAAUGAACCUCGGUGUCCUCCUUCGAUGGUUCCCUUCUGAGAACAGUUCCCAGAACGAGUUUUGUUUAUAGAAUUUGCAGGAGAAAGCAUCAUUGAUAGAAGUACAUAACAGAACCAAGUGAUGUCUCUUUUAUACAUUGACUGAAGAAGAUUUAAGAAAGGAAAACAAAUUUUGAUCUCAAACCGGAAGCUCAAAAAACAAUUUAAAACUGACCAAAUCAGAUCCAGGACUCGCUUUUUUUUCUAGUUUCUUAAAUCAUAUUCCUUUGUAAUAUGGUAUAUAUCUAUCUAGUAGUAAUCAGUACCUCUUCUUGUGUAGUUCAAGCGACUUAUAUAGCUUGUUUAUUUGGUGUAAGUUGUAAUGAUAUUAGAGCCUUGUAUGCAUGCUUUUGAAUCCAUCUCUCUUUUUUAUUAUUAUUUUUCAAAAGCGUA